GCAGCUCAUCCACUCGCCACAUCUCCAUCCUUUUACCGGCGCCAAGCUCGCCAUCCCAGUUUGGCCGGAGGAGCCUGAGACGCCCAACAAUACACCAAGUACAACCUCCGUCUCCUCUCAUGGCGCCUGCGCUCACCUCCAACUCCUUCCGCAUCGCGCCUGGUGGUGGCCGCCGACGCCUCUGCUCGACGCGCGAGCACAAGUCCCUCAAGACGGUGACGGCCCAAGCCAGGCAGAACCCGUUCAGCUUCGGGAAGCCGCAAGGAGAUGCUUCGUCGGAGGAGGAGGCGAAGGGGGAGGGAUCUGCCAACAAAGCCAACCGUUUCUUCAUCGAUUUCGGCAAAAUCCCCGACGCCAAGUCCCUCGUUCCGGUUGUGACCUCUCCGUCGACGACGCUGUUCGCCAGCACGAGGCGGAAAGACCCUCGCACGGUCUUCGUUGCCGGCGCCACGGGGCAAGCCGGCGCAAGGAUUUCCUGGGCGCUCCUUCGCCAGGGUUUCAGCGUCAGGGCCGGCGUGCCUGAUCUACCCUCCGCUCAGGAUCUCGCCCGUGUCGUCUCAACGUACAAGAUCAUCUCGCCGGAGGAGUCGAAGCGGUUGAACGCGGUGGAGUCGUCGUUCAGCGACGCCGAGUCGAUCGCGAAGGCCAUCGGCCUCGCCACCAAGGUGGUCGUCACGGUCGGCGCCGCGGAGAACGGACCGUCGGCCGAGGUCACCACCGACGACGCCCUCGAGGUCGUCCGCGCAGCCCAGCUCGCGGGCGUGGGCCACGUCGCUGUGGUUUACAACUCGGGGUCCGGUGGGUUCUCCGGCCAGUCCACCUACAACGUGCUCGACGGAAUCAGCUCCUUCUUCUCCAACCUCUUUGCUCGGUCUCAGCCGCUGACGCUGGGGGAGUUCCUCUCCAAGGUGGCAGAGUUGGACGUGAGCUACACACUCAUCAAGGCCGCCUUCACCGAGGACUACUCGGACGAGAGCUCAUAUGGAUUGGUGGUAUCAGAGGAAGGGAGCACCGCCGGAACAGCAAGUGAAUUCAAGGUCUCGAAGUCGCAGAUUGCCAAACUGGUGGCUGAUGUAUUCUCAGAUACCUCUAUUGCAGAGAAUAAGGUUGUUGAAGUCUCCACCAGCCCAUCAGCAACCUCAAAACCCACACAAGAACUUUUCGGUGCGAUACCCGAAGAUGGAAGAAGGAAAGCCUACGCCGAAGCCGUGGCGAAGGCAAAGGCAGCUGAGGAGGCAAUGCGAGCUGCAGCGAAAGCUACCGAGGCUGAAGAGGCAGCGAAAAAGCUGGAAGAAGAGGUGAAGAAGCUGUCGGAGAAGAAAACCCGAGCCACCAGCCUCAACAAGGAAGCUCAGCGGCGAGUGGUGGAGGCAGGGUCUUCGCUUGACAACCUCUUCAUUAAAGCCAAGGGACUCGGCAACGACUUCUCCUGGGACAAACUGAGCACUCAGGUAACAGCAGCGGUGUCUCAGAUCAACAACAACGACACCGAGGAUAUGGAGGAGAAGAAAGCGAGGACGCAGAUUGCCACCGUUAGAGGCCAAGCUAAGGCUCGGAAUUUGCCAUCCAAGAAGGCAGUAGUGAAGAAGCCUCCCCAGAAGCCAAAGCCCAAGCAGCCAGAUCCCACGCCAGAGGUGAAGAACAUCUUUGGUGGCCUCUUCAAGCAAGAAACAAUCUACAUCGAUGAUGAUUGAGUAAUUUUAGCUCCUUGACAAUGACAAUCUCUCCCUCUCUCUCUCUCUCUCUACUGAGCUAUUCUGUUCAAGUGGCUGUUGGAUUCUUUUUGUAUCUCCAUGCAUGAGUUCAUGUAAACUGCUGCAGUCCAGGGAAUUCAGAACCUGAUCUCUCCAAGAGUUGAUGGAACAGCACAAAUCAUAUACAUGUUUUGCUCCUGAAUUCAAGGAAUUGACAGAAAUCUUUAGAUGCUGGA
Molecule: messenger RNA, 1930 nt
Organism: Musa acuminata AAA Group (dessert banana)
Lineage: Eukaryota; Viridiplantae; Streptophyta; Magnoliopsida; Zingiberales; Musaceae
Product: protein PLASTID TRANSCRIPTIONALLY ACTIVE 16, chloroplastic
Exons: 5
Coding region: 120-1694 (524 amino acids)
Source: RefSeq, a predicted model, not a curated record